AAGAAGAAGAAGAAGAAGAAGAAGAAGAAGAAGAAGAAGAAGCAACAUCAGCUCGUGAGCAUCGAGUCAGACGCCCGCGCCGCGCUGAAGAACGAAGUCUCCUGUUGACGCGAGAUGGUGUUUAUUAAAGACGAGAGUGAAGAGCUGAGGAUUGCAGAAGUGUUGAAACAUGAAGACCCUGAGGAACAAACAGACCUGAUGGCAAUAAAAGAAGAGAAUCAAGAACUGAAAGAAAUAGAAGAGAAGGAUCAAUAUGAGAGACAUGAUUUCUUGGCUGUAGAAAAAUCCAUACGGAAUGAAACAAAUUCAGUUCAGAAGAUCAUACCUCCCAGUUACUUAACUUGCCAUGACAUGAAAAUUCACACCGGCGAGAAACCGUUCACAUGCCAACACUGCGAAAAGAGUUUUGUUACAAAAGGAAACCUUAAACAACACACGAAGACUCACACCGGAGAGAAGCCGUUCACAUGCCAACACUGCGGAAAGAGUUUCGUUACAAAAGGAAACCUUAAAGAACACACGAAGAUUCACACCGGAGAGAAGCCGUUCACAUGCCAACACUGCGGAAAGAGUUUUGUUACGAAAGGAAAUUUAAAAAAACACAUGAAAAUUCACACUGGAGAGAAGCCGUUCACAUGCCAACACUGCGGAAAGAGUUUUAUUACAAAAGGAAACCUUAAUGAACACACAACAGUUCAUUUAGGGAAGCCAUUCAUAUGUAAUGUGUGUGGAAGAAGUUACAAAGAUGAAGAAAGCAUCAAGUCUCACAUGAUAGUUCACACUGGAGAGAAGUCAUUCGCACAUGAUCUGUCAGGACAUGGUUACAAAUACAUUGAAACCCUUAAUUCUCACACGAAAAGAGAACAUUCAAGAGAGAGUGGUUUUAUGUGCCAUCAGUGUGGAGAGAGUUUUAGCUGUAAAGUGAGCCUCUACACUCAUGUGAGACUUCAUACUACAGAGAAGGCUUUCACCUGCAAACUGUGCGGGGAUAGCUUCUCACAAAAAGGAAAUUUUAAUUUUCACAUGAAAAUUCACACCAGAGAGAAGCAAUAAGUGUGAAAUGAUUCUCAUACAUAACCCUUGGAUAAGUGAACAGUCCUUACAACUGUAGACUGUAGGAUCCAUAGAAAUGUAUUAUUCACUACUAUAAAAUGACAUGACUGGGGAUGUUUUGUUUUUAAAUGGCACAAGAAAAUAUGCAUCGGAUUGUCCACCUUUAAAACCAUAUGCAUUAUUUGCCUCUUUAUAAUUUACAUUAUAAAGAGGCUGCAUCUGACCAUCUGCUUUGCUAUAACUUAGUUGUUUUCAAAGUUUUUUUUUGUCCCAAGGUACACCUUUAUGGUUAUGAAAUUAACAUUUUACCUUUCACACCCUGAAAUCUAAUAUCUGAAUAAGUAUCGAAGAGUUCUGUUCUGUCAAAUGCUGAAAUGUAAAUGAAAGAUGAUAAAUAAUAGGAUGGGAGUAAAAUAAUAAAAAAGGUUCAACUGUAUUAUUUAAUUCAUCUUUAGUGAAUCCGCACAAAUUGAGUCACAAUUUAGGUUUAGCCUGAUGAGCACCUCUCUGAAUAUACAAACGGGUACCUUCCUGGAACACAGCAACUUGUCCUUCAGUAUUGCAGUUUCAGCAGAAGUUGGUGCUAAUUCUCAGAUUAAACAAACAAUUGUGACCAGUGCUGACAAAAUGAGUCACAAUGAGCAAAAAAAAAAAAAAAAAAAAAUCAUUUUUAUGUUCACAUUUAUGACCAAGCUUAGACACCCCUGGCCUGUGGCUUAGUAUUGCAUCUGUCAUAUCUCUGCAGAGUCUUGAGUUUUAUCAGAUUUAUAAAGACAGAUAUGUUAUUCAGUGUUACUCAGAAAACAGGAUACUGUCAUGCCCCUGGACUGAUUUUGUUGUGUUUUUGCUCCCCAUGUGCUCCAUGACCCAGUUUUUGCCUCCCGUUGAUUGUGUUAUUUGGUCCAGGUGUGUGUCAGUAAUUAACUUCAUUUGCCUUAUUAUUCAAGUCCUAGUCUGUGCAGUCUCUGUCAGUUGUACUUAUGUUUGUGUUUCCUGCCAUUCCCAGUUUCGUUUAUUCCUAGUCUCCAUCGUUCCUUGACAGAUACAAGUUUAUCUUGCUU
Messenger RNA from Carassius auratus (goldfish), 2114 nucleotides. RefSeq names its product gastrula zinc finger protein XlCGF8.2DB-like. NCBI's taxonomy places the organism in Eukaryota, Metazoa, Chordata, Actinopteri, Cypriniformes, Cyprinidae. Gene Ontology annotation, molecular function: RNA polymerase II cis-regulatory region sequence-specific DNA binding; DNA-binding transcription factor activity. Gene Ontology annotation, biological process: regulation of transcription by RNA polymerase II. The transcript is spliced from 3 exons. Bases 115 to 1053 code for a protein of 312 amino acids. The record is from RefSeq and is a predicted model, not a curated record.